UUGUGUCGCAGACUUCGUGGAAAUUGAGCACCCCACGGGCAAUUGGCCAUAGCUUCACCUGCCGCCCUACGUCACCGAACGCCUUAUUUCCAGCUCUAUCCGCACUCCGAAGCCGUUCGACGAGCUGACGAGAGGUUGACGUGCUCGUCAACGAACCGAGGCUAUCUAACAAUCUCUCCCUCUGUCAUUGAGCAAUUGACUCCGCUAUCCACACCACAAUGCGCUCCUUCGCAGCAGCUACACGAUCCAUUGCGCGCCAGCAGACAACCUGCAGAAGCAGCUUCCAGCGACACACUCUGCCCGCUAUCGUAUCAAGAGGGUACUCGAGCAAGAUGGGUCACAAUGUGCCUGCCCUCAAGGACCCGUCGCUCCUCAAAAGUCAAACGUAUGUCAACGGCGAAUGGAUAGACGCCAAAUCCGGCAAGACCUUCGAGAUCCACGACCCAGCGACCGGAGAGCUUAUCGGCACCCAGCCUGAGAUGGACCGCGCCGACACUGAGGCCGCCAUUGCUGCCGCUGCAGCUGCUCUGCCCUCGUUCCGCAAGUUGACCGGCCGCGAGCGAUCACGACUUUUGCGAAAGUGGUACCAGCUGAUGACCGAGAAUGCCGACGACCUUGCGACGCUUAUCACAUGGGAGAACGGAAAACCGUUGGCCGACGCGAAGGGCGAGGUCUCGUAUGCGGCGAGCUUCUUCGAGUGGUUCUCUGAGGAGGCACCGAGGGUAUACGGUAACACGAUCCCCUCGAGCACUGCCACAAACAGGGUGUUCACAGUCAAGGAGCCGGUGGGUGUCUGCGGACUGAUCACGCCGUGGAACUUUCCUGCUGCUAUGAUCACCCGCAAGAUUGGCCCCGCUCUGGCGGCUGGCUGCACCGUCGUUGCAAAGUCUCCUGGCGAGACACCGUUCACAGCAGCAGCUCUGGCUGAGCUAGCACACCGUGCAGGUAUCCCUAAGGGUGUUGUCAACUUCGUCACAGCUCUGGAGAACACACCUGAAGUUGGCGAGACCAUUACAACAAGCAAGACAGUCAAGAAGGUCUCCUUCACAGGCUCUACUGGUGUAGGAAAGCUCUUGAUGAAGCAGUCUUCAUCGACUCUCAAGAAGCUGUCCUUUGAGCUCGGCGGUAACGCGCCUUUCAUUGUCUUCGACGACGCCGACGUCGAGACGGCCGUAGCUGGAGCCAUUGCCUCCAAGUUCCGCUCCUCAGGCCAGACUUGCGUGUGCGCCAACAGAAUCUACAUCCAGUCCGGUAUUUACGACCAGUUCGCCGAGAAGUUUACCGAGAAGGUCAAGGGCUUCAAGGUCGGUGCAGGUUUCACUGAGGGUGUAACUCACGGCCCCGUCAUCCACGAUCGCGCGGCGAAGAAGGUUGACGACCAUGUCCAAGAUGCUGUUAAGAAUGGCGGCAAGGUCCUCAUUGGCGGACAGAAACUCCCGGACCUGGGCAGCUCUUUCUACCAGCCCACAGUCAUUCGCGACAUGACCGCCGACAUGCAGCUCGCACAUGAGGAGACGUUUGGUCCUGUCGCAGGUCUGUUCAAGUUCGACACCGAAGCCGAUGUUGUCGAAUUGGCAAACGCAGCGGAUGUUGGUCUUGCGGGAUAUUUCUUCAGCAGGGACAUUCAAAGGGUCUACAGGGUCGCUGAGGCCCUAGAGGUCGGCAUGGUCGGUGUGAACACGGGGCUGAUUUCAGACCCUGCAGCGCCCUUUGGUGGUGUCAAGGAAUCCGGUUUCGGCCGUGAGGGCAGUAUGCUGGGUAUCGAAGAGUAUGUGACAACGAAGACGAUUACGAUAGGCGGGAACGGGCAGCCUCUGCAAGGACAGUAGAUGCAAGAUGAUGUAGCAACGAGAAUUGCAAGAUACCACUUUCAGCCCGUGGGCCUUCUGCUUGUAAGGGGGGUGGAGGGGAAUCUACAUUCGUAAGUGCAGGCAGGGUUCUGAUGGCCGCGCAACAUCUGGUGGUACUUACCAAGCGUACCCAAGGGUUCUGUGAACUUAUCUAAGCCACCUCCGUCUUCCACAUAUCCAACUUUCAACACUCACUUUUCGCUCAUUCUUACUGCACAGCAUGCAUUAAUCC
Macroventuria anomochaeta is the source of this 2082-nucleotide messenger RNA. Its product is annotated as succinic semialdehyde dehydrogenase. Gene Ontology annotation, molecular function: succinate-semialdehyde dehydrogenase (NAD+) activity. The transcript has 2 exons. The record is from RefSeq and is a predicted model, not a curated record. Gene Ontology annotation, biological process: GABA catabolic process. The coding region runs from base 219 to 1829 and encodes 536 amino acids. NCBI's taxonomy places the organism in Eukaryota, Fungi, Ascomycota, Dothideomycetes, Pleosporales, Didymellaceae.